AGCUGUUUUUUACGGGAAUUAUUUUUAACUGCAUUUUUAAAGAUUUUAAGGAAAUUUUUGAUAAGAAAUGUCCGCUUUAAGCAGGAAGAGAGAGAAAAAGUGCCAACUGUGUGAAACGACACAACAUCUCAUUGAUACCUGGAUGGAGGAAUUCAAUCACAUCCAUGAGAAACUCCAGGCAGUGACAAAUUCUGAGGGAGAGUACAGCAAGUGGCUCAAGUGGAUGUGUAUGGGCUGUAAGGAUCAACUUGAUGAACUCUGGAAGUUCAAAAUUCGCUGCAAGAAUGCUUAUAAAACAUUCCUUGAUGAAAUGGAUGGGAUUUCAGGGGAUUGUGGUAUUACUUUGUACAUUUUAGAGGAUGAAAAGAACGUUGAGGACACUUGCAUGGAUACAAUUGAAAAAAUUGAGAAGGAAGAGGAAACCACGUACUACGAAAGGUUUGAGGAAGUUUUCCUUCCUGAUAGAAUAAAUGAAAGGAACAAAGACGUCAAGGAUACAUCACUUGAAUCUACUGCUAGCGAUCGGCCUAUAAAAAAGAUAGAUCGUCGUCUUAAGGAAUAUCGAACGGAUCGCCCGGCGAAAAAGUCCAAAAUCGAAUCAUUUAUUUGUUCUCACUGUGAUAAAAAAUUCAAAUCUAAAGGCAGCCUGAGGCGUCAUAUAAAUGUGACUCACUUGAAAUUGCUGCACUUCCUGUGUCGCAUAUGCGGCAGGAAGUGUUCCUCCAUACCAAAAUUAACGCAACAUGAGGAAACUCAUGAAGAAAAUCGCCCACGAAUCCCUUGCAAAAUGUGCGAUAAAACAUUCACACAGGAGAGGAAUCUAAAGAGGCACAUGGACAUCCAUUUGGAGCCAUCAAAGCGAAGGAUUAAACCCUGCAUCUGCAAGCACUGUGGCAAGACGUUCAUCGGACGGGAUGCCCUUGUGCAGCACCUGAAGGAAUUCUCAGGAUCUCAAAAAGCAAUGUAUCCGUGCUCGUACUGCGCGAAAGAAUUCAAAACUCACCAAAGACUGGAGCACCAUGAGAGGGUUCAUACAGGCGAGAAGCCAUUCACGUGCGAGAUCUGCUCCAAAUCCUUCAAGCAACUCGCCCAUUUGCAGCGACAUUUGAAGAUGCACGCUGGCGAGAGGAAUUAUCCGUGCAAUUUCUGUGACAAAGCCUUCACGACCAAUGGGAAUCGUACUGUUCACAUGAGGAUACACACCGGAGAAAUGCCAUAUAAUUGUUCCAUCUGCUCAAAGCGCUUCAGGGAUAUAAAAAUGUGCAAAACGCACGUUAGUAAGUGCAUUCAAUUGCAUGAAAAAACGUACGCCUUGCAGCGGAAAUUUCUGAAACUAAACUCCAUCAAAAUAAAAAUAAAAAAUGAAAAUAUUUACAAAAUCGGACAAAAAAUGAGUGAAAAAGACUUCCCCUUGAGCCAUUUGUUGCCCCCAAAGGGUGUGAGGAAGGCCAGUGAGUUCCAUGUGUGUCGAAUAUGUGAGACCGAAGAUGAUCUCCUGGAUAUAUUCACGGAAAAGCACAAGCACAUCUAUGACAAGCUCCAGGCAAUUGCCACUUUCAAGGAGGAGGACACGACCAAUACGUUCAAAUAUGUUUGCUAUGACUGCAAGGACAGAGUGGAGGAACUGCAUGAAUUCAAGAGGAAAUGCGAGGUAACUUAUGAGAAACUCUGGAAGGAUCUGCUGGCAGACAACACCACCACCAAGGUGGGAAAAUCCACUCCGAGAGAUUUUGACAUUGAGGAUGUUUUUGUCAAGACGGAAUAUCCCGUGGAUACAAUUUACUGCGAUGACAAUGAUGAUGAUGAUUCCGAGGAUGGUUUUGAUGAAAACUGCAUGGAUUAUCUUCAGGUAAAAGUCGAGGAUAGAGCUCCUGAGGAGAAAAGUGAGGAAAAGGAAGAAGAGGAGGAGGAGGAGGAGAAGGAUGAGAAUGAUGAAGAGGAAGAGAAACGUCCACGACGAAGGCUGAGGAAGAGAGAAUCCAUUGAUAAGAGUUAUCAGUGCAGUGAAUGCGAUGAAAGCUUUCAGAAUCACUACUACCUCACAAAGCACAAGGCAACACAUCUCGAUUCAAAGGAUACCAUGUGCUCCAUUUGCAAUCACGAAUUCUCCACAAAACAGAAUCUCAAGCGUCACAUUGAGGAUAUUCACGAGAAGGUGGAAAAGGUGCGAGAGGACAAAGCCUAUCAGUGCAAUCAGUGUCCGCUCACGUUCAAGAAUCACUACUACCUCACAAAGCACCAGGGUAUCCAUACGACUGUCAAGAAGAAUGUCUGUCCCAUCUGUGGGCAGGAAUACUCAACGAAGCAAAACCUCCGGCGGCACAUUGAAGACAUCCACGAGAAGGUGAAGAAGGCAAAGGGGAAGGAUUCCUAUUCGUGCAAUCAGUGCGACAUGACGUUCAAGAAUCACUACUUCCUCACGAAACAUCGUGCUGUGCAUUUGGUGUCCAAGAAGAAUGUCUGCACGCACUGCAAUCAGGUCUACUCUACAAAACAAAACCUCCGCCGUCACAUUGAGGACAUCCAUGAGAAGCUCCGGAAUCAUCUUUGCACCAUCUGCGGGAAGGGCUUUGCCCAAAUAACCACCCUCAAAUCCCACUACAAUGUUCACAGUAAAAUCAAAUUCCAGUGCGACAUCUGCGGGAAGCGCUUCAAGACUGAGAUGUAUCUCAAGCUGCACAAGCUGCGGCACAUCCCACCGGAGGAGCGCACGGAUAAGAUUAAGAAGCGCCUCAAGAGUGACAGUUCCAAGGCGAAGAAAGUCAUCUGCAUCUGCUCCUUCUGUGGCAAAAUCUCAAAUACAGCAGCCAUCCAUCAGAAUCACCUGAGAACGCACACAGGGGAGAAACCCUUUGAAUGUGACAUCUGCAAAAAGUGCUUCUCCUUCAAGUUCGUCCUCGAGACUCACAUGCGUGUCCACACGGGCGAGAAGCCGUACAAAUGCGACACAUGCGGCAUGGCCUUCCGGCAGAGUGCUCACCUCAAGACCCACAAGCGUGUCCACACAGGUGAAAAGCCCUUUAAGUGCGUCGUGUGCGAGAAGGCUUUUGCCGAAAGGAGGAGCCUGAAGGUCCACAUGAGGCUGCACACGGGAGAAUCUACAUGACUGUAAAUUGCAACAACUCCCAAGGAAACCAAUUUACACGUCGUGGAGAAUAAAAGUUGAUGACCUGGACUUGUGAGGAGCAUAAACCCAUGUCAGCCAGGGAAGUCAAGGAGUAAUGGAGUCCCGGGAAUCCCUAAAGUAAAGCCAGUUCUUAAUUUGCAUGAAAAGAAGAAAAAGAGAAAAAGGUCUAAUGCUGCUGCGAGGCUCAUGAUUUAAUUAAAAAAUUGCAUGAAUAUUCAAAAGUAUUUGCAUUAAAAGUAUAAAACAAAAAUGCAUAAAAUAAAUUUUAAGACUCACAGUACAAUGUCUUAUUUAAGGAUAAAAAAAAUACUAAAAGUUGCCUAAUAAGGAACUUUUAUCAGAAUGAAAGGAAAUGCAUUUUUGGACGUGAAGCCACAAAAUUAGGGCUUCGUCAUUAAAGUACAUAAUUAUAUCAUAGUACUAUAAUCAAACAAAAAUUUAGCAUCAUAGAGCAACAUAAAAUCAUUAUUUAGAAUGGCUAAAAUUCAGAUAAGUAAAAAGCUAGUCAAAAUUUAAUUUAAGAUCAUCAUUUCUAAAUUUUAUCGAAUUUUUUUAUAUUUUUAUUUUACUUUUUUAUUUUUAUUUUUGAUUAGUUUAAAAAAAUAUAUAUGUAUGUAGUGUAUUUUUUUGAGAAUGAUAUAAUAAAAGAUAUUUGAAUAAAA
Messenger RNA from Lutzomyia longipalpis, 3789 nucleotides. RefSeq names its product zinc finger protein 160-like. Lineage: Eukaryota; Metazoa; Arthropoda; Insecta; Diptera; Psychodidae. The transcript is spliced from 5 exons. The coding region runs from base 68 to 3106 and encodes 1012 amino acids. Gene Ontology annotation, cellular component: nucleus. Gene Ontology annotation, molecular function: DNA-binding transcription factor activity, RNA polymerase II-specific; zinc ion binding; RNA polymerase II transcription regulatory region sequence-specific DNA binding. The record is from RefSeq and is a predicted model, not a curated record. Gene Ontology annotation, biological process: regulation of transcription by RNA polymerase II.